Molecule: messenger RNA, 2931 nt
Organism: Daldinia childiae
Lineage: Eukaryota; Fungi; Ascomycota; Sordariomycetes; Xylariales; Hypoxylaceae
Exons: 1
Coding region: 1-2931 (976 amino acids)
Source: RefSeq, a predicted model, not a curated record
AUGGGUCAUAAAUCUAAAUUUACGUUCCCCAUGCCGGGACGCUCAGCGAAGCGCACACCCGCCACGGCGGUCUCGAACCCGCUCUCGAAAGCCGAAAGGAUUUUGGGAACUAGCGGACAGAGUCUUGGUUCUCCUACCGGAACGAGGGAUCCUGGCCGAUCGUGGGAAACGGAAUCGACCGGCGGCAUCAGUAUAUCGAUAUCUGAGAGCAGCGCUAGUCAAUCUGGUGCCCCGGACGAAGAAGAUGAUGGAUACGACAGAACGACUUAUGGUAGAGCUCUGUGGGAGAAUGAAUCGGAGGCGCUCCCGCGGCGGUUGCGUAGUACUAAUGGCCUUUUUAGUAAGGGGUUAAAGCCCAAGAGGUCGGCUGUCACCCUUGGUGCUCGUAGCCGGGAGACUUUGACAGACGACACCAAUGCUCACCGGCCCCAAACGAGUUCUACCAUUAAUUCAUAUUACGAAUCGGAUAAGAUGCCGCUGUCAAUAUCGCAGCAGACAUCAAAUUCGGCGAUGGCUAAGGGACUCCCGACGAAAGCUCACGCACUGUUAGAUAUCGACGGGGCACUCUACGGCCAGGUACAGCAGCCAAAGAAGAAGCCGUCCAAGUUAGAUUUCUCAAAGCUUAGAUUAAGGACUCGCAAGGAACACCACGCGGAACCUAAUGGAGUUGGACCCGUCCUAGGAAAUAACUAUGUGAUGAAGUCCCCAUCUGUCAUGUCACACGCGUCGCAUUCUGCAGUCUCGCUGACGCGAUCGCCUACGAGUCCCGGGGGGAGUAGUGAACAGACCCCGAGGCCGAACCUAAUAAUCCAGUCUCAGCCCCCGGAAGUAUCGACACGAACAAGUCGCUCGAAGGUAAUAAGUAAUGCUAGCACAUUACAUCAGCUGUACGAUCAUUACGAACAAAUGUCAUUUCGGCAUAAUGGAUCGUUAAAAGAGGAGGACGAAGAAGAAGAAGAGAUAGGCGAUAAGGGUCAGUUGAACCAGGAACACCUCCUUCCUCGGACGUACGAACCAACAGUCUCAGACGUGUCUCGUGAAGAUAUGAUCACGCCGCUACCGAAUUCAUCGCUUAGGGACCCGAACUCCAGAUGGAAUCACAGCCGAAACACCUCACAAGCAAGUAAAGUUACGGCUAUGAGAGCCGAGACACCGAGUACUUUACAGAUACGCCCAUCGUCGAGGAAUGAAUAUGCUGCAAGUGUAUCAAGUCGCCAUACACGAACCUCAAAAGCUACACCAUCGAUUAUGAGCACUAUAGACUCCGAUAGGCAGCAGCAGAGCGUCUUAUCGCUCACUGAUUCGGAAUCUGACGAAGGGGAGACUGCAUAUUCUGGACCGGGCUCAUCUCUGCGAUCUUACGAUAAUAGCUUUCGUGACGAUUCUAGCGUAGCUUCGAGCCAGCGACAACGGAGCACAUCACGGCUUUCUAUCAGUAGCCACUCGACUAAUCCUAAAGGAGCGUCAUACGCGCACCUCAACGACUAUCUCACCAUUCCUCAUGCCUCUCCGAAAACUAAGAGCACCCGAUCACCGUCACCUAUUACCCUCCACUCCACUAAUUCAUCUAUAAGCACGGCGACUCGGGUCUCUUUGCCUAUCCAUCACCAAGACCCUCAACCUCAAGCCCAACCCCGAGCUGCUCGCGGGUCUGUUUCGACAGUAAACACCGUAGGCUCUAUUUUGUCUCCGACUUACAGUACACAUACCCAUUAUAGUGUACAGGAAGCAAGGGCGAUCGCCUUCACUCCAUACGCUUCUACAGCAGUAUCCGCAUCAUCAGUUUCAGUGGACCAAAUACCAAUUAGUUUAAAUAAUGCGCUCGCACAGCAAGGAAGACAGCGUGGGUCGCAGAAUUCUCAUACUUCCGAUCAGCCAACACCACCGCUGUCGCCAACUAGCGUGGAAUUUUAUAGGAAAUCACCGGAAUCUUCACGGCGAGAAUCUACUGUAAGCAAAGCUAGCGACUCACAGAAUGGACGGAUGAUGGCGGUAACGAAACAAGAGGAGAUGCUUCUUGCUGCGCUGCGGAAGAAGAGGGCUAGGAUGCGGGAGAAUAUAAUCGCCGAGCUUGAGGAGGGUAGGAAUAGCCCUGGAGGUGCUGGCCUUGAAGACGCUGAAGAUCUUGAGCAAUUAGCAUCGGCGCAUUUAAAAGAUGCCGAGAGACAGGCGACUAAAGAAGUCAGGGAGGCUCGUGCUAGGGCAAAACAAUCUAAUAAUUUCCCAAUGAGGUCGUCGUCACUCGUUGGGCGAGCUGGUCGGAGUUCUAGUAGCGGGCACGGUCGAGUGCGUAAUCAUUCUAAUGGACCACGCCGUAUGGAGGCGUCGCCAUCGGCUAGCUAUAGAGAGCCGGUAGAUAGAGCCCCUUCUCGAAUGAGAGCCUCUCCCGGGCCCGAGUCUCGACCAGCCGGCAAAUCCCGUCACGAGCGAGUACUUCUCUACCUGGAUCGACCGAUUGAUAGUAUCGAUGUGAUCGACGAGGCAGAACCGAGCCCGGAUUUGAGCGAGUUUAUGGAGGACGACUUGGGAUUCCCACCCGGCGAGCGUCGAAGCAGGAUUCGAUCGAAACCUAGUAGUAGCCCGUACGGAUCACCCCACAACGGCCGGCCACGACCUGACUCGAGUCCGAUGAGCCCGAGGGGUAUCCCGAUUAAGAACCUAUCGAAAGGUAGCCCCUCAAUCAACGAGGACAUUGAUGCCGAUGAUAUAGAUUUUGACGACUUCCCAAUGGUGGGCGGACGACCCAAGCUUUCUACCCUCAAGCCGGUGCCAGAGAAGGGAAUCCCUAGACCGGAUAGCCCCGUCUCCCCGGCAGACGGAUUCUUACCCCCGUCUACUCUUGGUCAUAAGAAGGGGAAGAAGAGUGCUGUGAGACUGAGUGCUGUGGGCCAGAUUAAUUCACCAGUACCUUGGUGGGGAGACGACGACUGA